Triplophysa dalaica is the source of this 1115-nucleotide messenger RNA. It is a transcript of the gene olah, whose product is annotated as oleoyl-ACP hydrolase. The record is from RefSeq and is a predicted model, not a curated record. Bases 39 to 860 code for a protein of 273 amino acids. The transcript is spliced from 8 exons. Gene Ontology annotation, biological process: lipid biosynthetic process. NCBI's taxonomy places the organism in Eukaryota, Metazoa, Chordata, Actinopteri, Cypriniformes, Nemacheilidae.
GUGACGUCACCAGGGCGAGUGGCAGCAGUGUGAUCAAAAUGUGUUAUGUUACCGAAGAAGAAGAAUGUCCAGGAAGUGUUCAGCAUUUUACAGAGAUGGAAAAAGUCAUUAACUGUUUCAACAAGUGCCCCGAUGCAUCUGUACGUCUCAUCUGUUUUCCAUGGGCUGGUGGAGGGUCUAUUCACUAUGCCCGCUGGGCCAAUACUCUGAACAGAUCCAUUGAAGUGUAUUCAGUUAGAUAUCCAGGCCGAGAAGGGCGAGCCAAGGAACCUUUUUUCAGGAAUAUGCAAGAAAUCCUUGAUGAACUCAUUAGUGUGCUACUUCCACAACUUAAAGAGAAGCCAUUCGCACUCUUUGGACAUAGUUUCGGAGCUAUGGUUUGCUUUUCAUUUGCCGACCAUCUAAAAAAGGUUUAUAAUCUUGAGCCGAUUCACAUAUUUCUCUCCGGAGCCUCUGCACCAUAUUCUGAGGCAAGACUGCAGACACCUAAAACAGGUCACAUUUCAGAUCAGGAGUUUCUUUCAUGGGUAAUUUCUAUUGGAGGAACACCACCAGAGGUACUAGCCAAUGCUGAGCUUGUAAAACUCUUCUUGCCCUCGCUGAAAGCCGACAUCUGUGUAGCAGAGAACUAUAGGUGUAGCAGACCAUCAACACCUUUUUUAUCAUGUCCAGUCUCAUGCUUUGAUGGACAAGAGGACACACCCCAUGACUUACAAGCCUGGAAGAACAUGACAAGUGGUGACUUUACUGUGCAGAUGCUCCCUGGAUCUCACUUUUACCUGAAAGACAAAGCAAAUGAAAAAAUUAUACUGGACCAUAUAAAAAACCAUCUGGAGACUGCAGAGAUGCACUAUUUGUAGAAACUCAGUCCUUCAUCACAUGAAUUACUAAAAGCUCAUUCAGAUUGCUACCAUGAUGUAAAUCCAAAAUGAUUGAUGUGAUAUAGUUUUAUGUGUAACUGUAAAGUAAUUGUAUGCAAUUGUAUGCAUAGAACUGAAAUUUGAGAACAGGAAAUCAAAACUGAGAUGCUUAAAUCGUAAAGAGAAUCGAAAAGAGAUUUUUAUUAAAUAAAAUUGGAUACUUAAAUAUGAUAAAAUAAAUGCAAUUAAAUAUUA